ACCACGUGUGUCCCCGCGCCCGGCGGCCACCCGACUCAUUCCCUCGCCGGCCGGUCUGGGCAGCGGAGGAGGGUGGUUGGCAGCGGCUGGAGGCUUCGCUAUGGGAAGUUGUUCCUUCGCUCUCUCGCGCCCAGCCCUCCUCCCUGGUUCUCCGCAGCCGCUGUCGGAGGAGAGCACGGGGAGGCGCGGGUUGCAGCCGCGGCUGCUUCUCCCCGCCCGGGCAGCCGCGCAGCUGGGCAGGUGCUGAGCGCCCCCGGAGCCUCCCUCGCCGCCUCCCUCCUCUGUCGGGCUGUCCGGCUGCCGCAGUGCACAUGGGGUGUUGGAGGUAGAUGGGCUCCCGGCUCGGGAGGCGGCGGUGGAUGCGGCGCUGGGCAGAAGCAGCCGCUGAUUCCAGCUGCCGGGGGGCCACGCGCCCCGGGCGCCCUGCGAGCCCCGGGCUCAGCCAUGGGGAUCUCCGCGAGCAGCAGCACCGCCCCGGCCUCCUGCAGCCGCAUCGCCGGAGCCACGAUGAUCGCGGGCUGCCUUUUCCUGCUUGGAUUCCUCAGUACCACCAGGGCUCAGCCGGAACAGAAGGCCCCAAGUCUCAUUGGCAAAUACCACCAUGUCGACCGUGUCACCGGCCAGGUGCUUACCUGCGACAAGUGUCCGGCAGGAACCUAUGUGUCUGAGCACUGUACCAACACAAGCCUGCGUGUCUGCAGCAGCUGCCCCACGGGGACCUUUACCAGACACGAGAACGGCAUUGAGAAAUGCCACGAGUGUAGUCAGCCGUGCCCCCGGCCGAUGAUUGAGAAAUUACCUUGUGCUGCCUUGACUGACCGAGAAUGCACUUGCCCACCUGGCAUGUUCCAGUCAAAUGCUACCUGCGCCCCCCACACGGUGUGCCCUGUGGGUUGGGGGGUGCGGAAGAAGGGGACGGAGACGGAGGACGUGCGGUGUAAGCAGUGUGCUCGGGGGACCUUCUCUGAUGUGCCUUCCAGUGUGAUGAGAUGCAGAGCGUACACAGACUGUCUGAGUCAGAACCUGGUGGUGAUCAGGCUGGGGACCAAGGAGGCAGACAACGUCUGUGGCACGCUCCCGCCCCUCUCCAGCACCACCCCUCCUUCCCCUGGCACCAUCAGCCUUUCCCGCCCUGAGCACGUGGAACCCCACGAAGUCCCUUCCUCCACUUAUGUUCCCAAAGGCGUGAACUCAACAGAAUCCAACUCUUCUGCCUCUGUUAGACCAAAGGUGCCGAGUGGCAUCCAGGAAGGGACAGUCCCUGAGAACACAAGCUCAGCAAAGGGGGAGGAAGGUAUGAACAAGACCCUCCCAAACCUCCAGGUAGUCAACCACCAGCAAGGCCCCCACCACAGACACAUCCUGAAGCUGCUGCCGUCCAUGGAGGCCACCGGGGGCGAGAAGUCCAGCACGCCCAUCAAAGGCCUCAAGAGGGGCCAUCCCAGGCAGAACCCACACAAGCACUUUGACAUCAAUGAGCAUCUGCCUUGGAUGAUCGUGCUUUUCCUGCUGCUGGUGCUUGUGGUGAUCGUGGUGUGCAGUAUCCGGAAAAGCUCGAGGACGCUGAAGAAGGGGCCCCGGCAGGAUCCCAGCACCAUUGUGGAAAAGGCGGGGCUCAAGAAAUCCAUGGCCCCCACCCAGAACCGGGAGAAGUGGGUCUACUACUGCAAUGGCCACGGUAUUGACAUCCUGAAGCUUGUAGCAGCCCAAGUGGGAAGCCAGUGGAAGGAUAUCUAUCAGCUUCUGUGCAAUGCCAGCGAGAGGGAGGUGGCCGCUUUCUCCAACGGGUACACGGCGGACCACGAGCGGGCCUACGCAGCACUGCAGCACUGGACCAUCCGGGGCCCCGAGGCCAGCCUGGCCCAGUUAAUUAGCGCCCUGCGCCAGCACCGGCGCAACGAUGUCGUGGAGAAGAUCCGUGGCCUGAUGGAAGAUACAGCCCAGCUGGAAACUGACAAGCUGGCUCUCCCGAGGAGCCCCAGCCCGCUUAGCACGAGCCCGGUCGCCAGCCCCAACCCGAAACUUGAGAAUUCCACGCUUCUGACGGUGGAGCCCUCCCCACUGGAUAAGAACAAGGGCUUCUUCGUGGACGAGUCCGAGCCCCUCCUUCGCUGCGACUCCACGUCCAGCGGCUCCUCGGCGCUGAGCAGGACCGGAUCAUUUAUAACCAAAGAAAAGAAGGACACAGUGCUGCGACAGGUGCGCCUGGACCCCUGCGACUUGCAGCCUAUUUUUGAUGACAUGCUCCACAUCCUGAAUCCCGAGGAGCUGCGGGUGAUUGAAGAGAUUCCUCAGGCCGAGGACAAGCUGGACCGGCUGUUUGAGAUCAUUGGAGUCAAGAGCCAGGAAGCCAGCCAGACCCUCCUGGACUCUGUUUAUAGCCAUCUUCCCGACCUGUUGUAGAACACGAGGAAUACUGCACUCUGGAAAUUACUCAAUUUAGUGGCAGGGUGGCGUUUUUAUUCUUAUUUUUUUUUAAUUUUUGUUUUUUGGUGUGUGUGUGUGUGUGUGUGUGUGUGUGUGUGUGCGCGCGCGCGUGUGUGUUUAACAGAGUAUAUGGCCAGUGUUUUGAGUUCAUUCUUUCUUUUUAAAAACCCUCCUGGGAAGUUAGCAUAUAAGCCUUUUCAACUGUUUCAGAAUAUCCACCACUGAAGUUUUUUUAGUUUCCAUAUUUUCUCUGUCUUGCCUUCGUAUGUAUUCUCAAAAUUGUUCUGUGCACUUUAAAUUCACUUAAUGUAUCACAAAUACAGUGCGGCUUUUCCCACACACUGGACUAUGAGGCUCUUAACUUCUUAAAAGUGUCAUAGCAUCUUGUGAAUGCUAUAAGCUGUCUUCAUGUCUCAACAUUCACAUCUGCUUUAUUAUUAUUAUUAUUAUUACUAUUUUAUUAUUUGCCAUUUAUGAAUUUUCUUAAGGAUUCAAGAAACGUAAGACCCCAUUGAGUUACUGUAACGCAAUUAGAUCUUGAAGUAUCUUUUUAACAUGCCUCGUUGGGUAGUUCAUAUUUAUGGCUGAAACUUGACCACACUGUUGCUGAUUGUAUGGUCUUCACCUGGACACCGUGUUGAAUGCUUGAUUACGUGUGCUCCCCUUACGCUAUUCUGCUCUGGGCUGGAGACAUGAAAUCCUCACAAGCCAUCAUGACUUGCUAUUUGAGUGGCUUGACAACUGGGCCACCAAGGAACUUGAACUUCAACUUUUAGAGAUUGAGCUGUUCUGGAACAUAUUGCUGCACUUUGGAAAGUCACAGUUGAAGUGCUGGUGACAAAUGACACCUUUUCCAAAGGGAAUUUGUCCAGCUUUGCUUUACAAGAUGUCUUGUUUUUUAUACACACAUAGUCGAUAGGUCUGGUCUGCCCUCAGGGCCUCGGUCUUGGGGGGUUUCCUUCAUUCAAUCACUUUAGUUAAAAAUGGCUGCAGCUUUAAGAACUCUUGUCUGAUCUAUUUGCAACUCUGCUCCCAUUUAUACACGUGCUCUUUGAUGCUUAGUUGCUGAAUUCUAAUGCAAAGGUGGUGUGGACUCCCUUUGUGUGGGUGGGGUUUGUGGGUAGUGGUGAGGGACUGAUAUCAGAAAACUGCCUUCAAGUGUACUAAUUUAUUAAUAAAUAUUAGGUGUUUGUUA
Molecule: messenger RNA, 3622 nt
Organism: Aethalodelphis obliquidens (Pacific white-sided dolphin)
Lineage: Eukaryota; Metazoa; Chordata; Mammalia; Artiodactyla; Delphinidae
Gene: TNFRSF21
Product: TNF receptor superfamily member 21
Exons: 6
Coding region: 445-2403 (652 amino acids)
Biological process (GO): humoral immune response; signal transduction; negative regulation of myelination
Cellular component (GO): plasma membrane
Molecular function (GO): protein binding
Source: RefSeq, a predicted model, not a curated record